Nasonia vitripennis (jewel wasp) is the source of this 2369-nucleotide messenger RNA. RefSeq names its product arf-GAP domain and FG repeat-containing protein 1 (gene drongo). The transcript is spliced from 6 exons. The coding region runs from base 660 to 1901 and encodes 413 amino acids. Lineage: Eukaryota; Metazoa; Arthropoda; Insecta; Hymenoptera; Pteromalidae. Gene Ontology annotation, molecular function: GTPase activator activity. The record is from RefSeq and is a predicted model, not a curated record.
ACUCGUGCGUGUGUCAGAGUAUGUCGUCAGUCGGGGAGAGACAGAGGCGAGCGAGUAGACUGUAGAGUAGCGAGCGCCAGAGUGUGACAUAGGAAGUCGCAAACGUCAUCGGAAAGUACGCGUUGCGGGCGGCGGAGAGAGAGAGAGAGAGAGAGACGGGAGAGUCGCGGCCGAGAAAGACUUUUUUUCAAUACACGGGACUGCGGAGAGCUGCAGUUCGCAGCCGAGAGGCAAACAGCAUGACAAGCUAGUGCGCGCUAAUCUCGAAUUUUCAUUGAAAACGUCCGAGCGAGCGAGCGCGCGCGCCUUUCUCGUCGGGGGUCCCGUUUCUCUCUUUCUAUAAGAGCUGUAACGUCGUUGCAGGUAUACUCUUUCCUUCGCUCUCUCCGUCUCUUUUGGCUGGCCCCUGCAGCUGCAACGUUUGUGCAUUCGACCGUUCGCGGGGAGAGAGUCGGAGUCGUGUCGUCGCUCGUCGCUCGUCGCUCGUCGUCCGUUAACCUCGUCCUCGUCGUGUGAUCGUUAACGUUAACGUUAACGGCUGCCUGGCCGUUCUCCGCGCAGCUCUCGCAUGCGCCCACUUUCGAGAGCUACGACCACUCGCUGCUGCAGCAGCUGCAUACGUAAUAAGUGCAAAAGUGCAUCGGCGCAACGCGCGAAACAUGGCAUCCGCCAAGAAGAAGCAGGACGAGAAGAAUUUGAAGACGUUGCGCGAGUUGGUCUCGCAGCCGGGCAACAAGGAGUGCUUCGAUUGCCAACAGCGCGGACCCACUUACGUUAACAUGACAAUAGGCUCUUUUGUCUGCACGACCUGCUCGGGCAUGCUCCGAGGACUGACUCCCCCGCACAGAGUCAAGUCCAUUUCCAUGGCCACCUUCACUCAGGACGAAAUUGAUUUCCUCAAAGAGCGUGGAAACGAAUUCUGCAGGGCAAUUUGGCUGGGUCUGAUGCCUCAGAGCACCACUCACAGCAGCAAAGACGAGCAGAAGAUGAAAGACUUCAUGAGCGCCAAGUACGAACUGAAGAGGUACUACCUAGACCCUGCAAUGGCGAAUCAACUUUUAAAUCAAAAGUCACAAGGCUCCAGUAAAACAAGCUCCAAAAGCACGUCCAAUGUCAUCAAAGCCCCUCCAACUAAAUCAAUAUCAUCUCCUAUACCGCUCUCGACUGUCAAAACAAAGGAGACUGAACUUGUUAACUCAAACACCAUAGACUUUGUUGCGGAUUUCAGUAAGGUGCCGGCUCCUUCACCACUUACUAUUCCUGCACCUGCCAAGUUUCCUCAGCCUAUUGUUCCACAGCCUUCUUUUGCAAAUUUUGAUAAUAAUCCCAUCUUCAACUCUUCCACAGCAAAUCAAACAUCAACUACACCUGCUUUUGCAAGCACUAAUGGAACUACAAAUACUCCUCCCUCUGAAGAUCGAUAUGCUGCUUUAAAGGAUUUAGACUCUAUGAUGAAGCAAGCAACUCUCAAAGACGAACAACCAGUUUCUCCUAAAGUAUCUUGGGAUCUAAAAAAUACUAGCAAUGCUACAAACUCAAGUUGGUCUGCUUUUGACACCAGUUCUCCUUUCAUUUCGAAUCCUUUUGCUGGAGAUACAUGGCAGCCAACUGUUAAUAUACUCAACAACAAUCAUAAUAGUAAUAACAAUUUCCAACAAAUGGAAGCUAAUGUCUGCAAUUCAGCUAAUCCAUUUAGACAAACUCAAAUGCCUCUAUUUAACAACGAUUUUAACUGGUUUGGACGAGACACUCAAAAUAUGGACAAUGUUCCAACUAGUCAUUUAUCGCCCUUAUCAAAUAAAUCGUGGCAACCAACUGUAACAGGAUUUAGGGCUAAUCCUUUUGCUGUUGGCUCUGGUAUUGGAGAUGCAACGCGAAAUUCAAAUAACCCGUUUUUGUGAUGAAUUGCAUUAACGUUGAUCAAAUUGCGCGAACAAAUAUUUUAACUACACUCUAAUGUGUAGUAUGAAAAGAGAAUUUCUAUUGUACAUGACUAAAUAUGGCAGUUAGUGCUAUUAAUUUUAAUUCUCUAGGAGCACCAAUCUCUCUUUUAUCUCUCUGAUUUAUACAAUUAAAAUUAUUAUUUAUAAAUUUAAUUUUAACAUAUAAUUUUAAAUAAAAAUUAACAUUUGUUAUUGUUAAUUAUAUCGCGGUAAAGCUAAAAUGGCAUCUGUAAAAUGUAUUUGCUGCUUGCUUGCUUUUUCCCUUUUUAUAGCAAUUUUUUUAUCGAUUAAACAAUAUAUAUAUAUAUAUAGUCUCAGGGACUGUUUUAAAUAAAAUGUUUAUAAAAAUAUUUUAAACUAAAAUAAAAACCUCAUCCCAGUAAUUGAUAUUCUUUGAAUAAAAGUAAAAAAGAUUUAUUGAACAAA